UAUAUUUUCAUAGAAAAUGACUGAAAACAUGAAGGAUGAAAUAAAAAUGGAAAACAUUGAGAUUAAAGAAGAGAUUCAUGAAGAAAUGCUUCCAUCCUCUACUGUAGAGGAUACAUGUACUGUUUACAUAAAGGAAGAAGAUGUAAAGGUCGAAAUUGCUGAAACUAAAGAUGAAUCUUCAAAUCAAGAAGAGGAAACUUCUGAAGUUUACAGAACCAAGAGGAGGAAACUAGAAGGUGUAAUACACCCUUGUGAUAAAUGUGAGUAUGUUGCAACUAAGGCAAGUUAUCUAAAAAAUCAUGUUCAGAGCAAGCAUGAAGGAGUUAGAUACCCGUGUGACAAAUGUGAGUACGCGGCAACUACAGCAGGGACGCUUAAAUUACAUUAUGAAAGUAAGCAUGAAGGAGUAAGAUAUCCUUGUGAUAAAUGUGAGUACACUGCCAUGUUGGCAACUACUCUUAAGAGACAUGUGGAGAGUAAACAUGAAGGAUUGAGAUACCCUUGUGAUAAAUGUGAGUACGUAGCUACUUUUGCAAGUGAUCUUAAAAGACAUAUUCAGAUUAAGCACGAGGGAGUGAGGUAUCCUUGUGAUAAAUGUGAUUACACUACCACCUCAUCAUAUGCUUUAGGAUUGCACAUGAAGAGUAAGCAUGAAGGAGUGAGAUAUUCUUGUAAUGAAUGUGAGUAUGAGUCAACUAGAUUAAAUGAUCUUAAGAUACAUGUUGACAGUAAGCACAAGGGAGUAAGUUAUCCUUGUAAUAAAUGUGAAUACGUGGCAACUAGAGUAAGUCAUCUUAAUAGUCAUAUCAAGAGUAAACACGAAGGAGUAAGGUAUCCCUGUUGUCAAUGUGACUUUACUGCAACUACCACAAGUGAUAUCAAGAGGCACAUGAGGACUGUACAUGAAGGAGUGAGAUAUCCAUGUGACAAAUGUGAUUACUCUGCAACAACACUUAGUGUUCUUAAAUUACAUAUUAAAAGUAAACAUGAAGGAGUUAGAUAUCCUUGUGAAAAAUGUGAAUACUCUGGAAUAACAUUAAGUGCUCUUAAAAAACAUAUUAAGAGUAAACAUGAAGGUAUUAGAUAUCCAUGUGAUAAGUGUGAUUUUGCUGGAACUACAAAUAGCCAUCUUAAAGUUCACAUUGAGACUAAACACGAAAACUUAAGAUAUCCUUGUGUUUUAUGCGAUUACGAGUCAUUAAGGUUGACUGAUCUGAAAAGACAUGUUCAAAUUAAGCAUGAGGGAGUGAGAGUUUCGUGUGAUAAGUGUGAUUAUACUGCAACAAGGGAAAGUCAUUUGAAAAUACAUAUUAGAAGUAAACAUGAUGGAGUCAGAUAUCCAUGUGGUGAAUGUGAACACAGUGCAACCACAGUUAGUUCUCUUAGAAAGCAUAUUGAGAGUAAACACGAAGGAGUGAGUUAUCACUGUGAUAAAUGUGAGCAUUCUGCGACCACAGCAAGUAAUCUUAGAGUACACAUUAAGAGUAAACAUGAAGGAGUCAGAUAUCCCUGUGAUAAAUGUGAUUACUCAGCAACCACCGCAAAUAUUCUAAGAACACAUAAUGAAAGUAAGCAUGAUAAUGUUAUAUUUCCCUGUGAUAUCUGCGGAUACGCUGCAACAUCAAAAAGUGCUCUGAAAAAGCACAUGGGAAGAAAUCAUAAGGAAGUAAUAAAUUAGAAUUGUCUUAAA
This is a messenger RNA of Eurytemora carolleeae, 1690 nucleotides long. RefSeq names its product zinc finger autosomal protein. Gene Ontology annotation, molecular function: RNA polymerase II transcription regulatory region sequence-specific DNA binding; DNA-binding transcription factor activity, RNA polymerase II-specific. The transcript has 2 exons. Gene Ontology annotation, cellular component: nucleus. The record is from RefSeq and is a predicted model, not a curated record. Gene Ontology annotation, biological process: regulation of transcription by RNA polymerase II. Bases 17 to 1678 code for a protein of 553 amino acids. Lineage: Eukaryota; Metazoa; Arthropoda; Copepoda; Calanoida; Temoridae.